AUGGCGGCCCCCAGGCCUGGUUGCUACUUAGGGGCGGCGAAGGAUCAGCGGCGGGAAGGAUAUGGACUGUAUGUUUAUCCUAAUUCUUUUUUUCAAUAUGAAGGAGAAUGGAAACAAGGAAGAAAACAUGGUCAUGGUAAGCUGUUAUUUAAGGAUGGGAGUUAUUAUGAAGGCGAGUUUGUAGACGGAGAAAUUAUGGGAAAUGGAUUGCGAUACUGGGCAUCUACAGGAAACACUUAUUCAGGUCAGUUCGUUUCUGGAGAGCUCCAUGGACAUGGAGUCAUGCAGUACAAAGAUGGUGGGAAAUAUGAAGGGGAGUUCUCCUAUGGAGUGAGAGCAGGACAUGGAUUACUUGUUGAUAAGGAUGGACAAACUUAUCAAGGAACCUUUCACAAUAAUAAGAAACAUGGAGGAGGGAAAAUGACCUUCAAGAAUGGUGAUAAGUAUGAAGGAGACUGGAUCCUGGACCAGCGACAGGGUCAUGGGGUACUGCACUGUGCCGAUGGAACUAUAUAUGAGGGACAGUGGAGAAAUGAUGUGUUCAAUGGACAGGGCACCGAAAUUCAUUGUUCUGGUGUCAUCUAUGAUGGACUGUGGAUCAAUGGCUACCCUGCUGCUCAAGCAAAGAAGAUAGUAAUUUUGGGCCCAGAAGUUAUUGAUGUAAUCCAAGGGUCUGCUAUCACCCUUCAUGUCCAGCUACAGAAUGAAGAAGGAGAGGUUUCUGAAUAUGAGAAUGGUCGACUUUUGGAGAUCUGGGCUGGAGUCAAAAACCAUCAAAUUCCAGCAAGUUCUUCUACCAGCUUAUUCAAGCUAAUUGAAGAAGUUGAAAGGAAGCCAGUGAAAACCCCUUUUGGAUUUGAGUGUAUUAGCUAUCCUUUGAUGGAUGCUGUGUCCGGAAGCUGGGAACUGAAAGCUGCUGUCCCUAUAUCUGGCAAAUCUGGAUUUGAACUGGCUGAUUUACCAAUCCCUAAGGGAGAUAUAGAGCCAGAAUCCAGAUCAGACAGCCGGCUUGGAACGGGAGAUGCCCCUAGCAACGAGGAUGGAUUUGAAGGUGAAAGUCUCCGUCCUCCAGCCAGUCAGAGAGUGGAGCGUGGCUGUGUUGUUUUCAGAAACAUCAUGCUUGCACCUCCUCCGGCUAAUUAUCAACCAUUCAUGCUUUUGGAUGAACUAAAUAAAAAAGGAGGCAAAAAGCCAAGUGGAAGGAUAUCUGCUGAGAAAGCUGAGAAGAUGACAGUCUCACAGGAGAAAAUUGUAGACAGCAGGUCUGAAGUGACAGCGAAAGGGUACAAGUCAAAACAGGAUCAGCACUCCACGAAGAACUCUAGGGUAUUGCCAGGCCAGUAUGUGAUUAUGGUCCAUGAAGUGACCAUGCCCCCAUUCUUGGGCCAGACUCUCCCAACUGCUUUCAAACUCUUGAGGGUUUUGCCAGAGAAAACCAAAGUCAAGAAUAUUAAAAAGGAAACUGUGAAAACCACCAGCAGUCUUGUUCAUUACCUACAUAUUAAAAACACUUGCCCACUACAGGAUGACAACCAGGCUGCUAUCUUCUCUCUUGAAACUGGUUCCUGUCAUCACCUAAGGAGGAUAAAAGCUGUGUUAAUUAUUCCAAAAAUGUCUUUGUUGAAUAGUCCAGAAAUGAAGCUGACUGGUGAUGGUGGUGGUGGUAAAGUGUUGAGUUGA
Messenger RNA from Emys orbicularis (European pond turtle), 1680 nucleotides. RefSeq names its product MORN repeat containing 1 (gene MORN1). Bases 1 to 1680 code for a protein of 559 amino acids. Lineage: Eukaryota; Metazoa; Chordata; Testudines; Emydidae. The record is from RefSeq and is a predicted model, not a curated record. The transcript has 15 exons.